Peronospora farinosa is the source of this 1347-nucleotide messenger RNA. Lineage: Eukaryota; Oomycota; Peronosporomycetes; Peronosporales; Peronosporaceae. The record is from the annotation of a GenBank genome assembly.
AUGGCUAAAGGUAGUGCUGUGAUACAUCCGCACCGUUCGAAUCCCGAUGCUAUUCGUCAACUUCAAACAGACCGACGAAUUAUAGAGAGCUCAGAAGACAUGGAACGAGAGGAAGAGGAGGAAGAGGAAGAAGAAGAGAAUGACUCGGACGACGAAGAAGAGACGCAGAUUCCAAUUGAUGAUCAGAUGACGGAGGUUUUGCCGUCUCUAGAGCGAGAUACGAGUCUUUUACCAAUUCAGAGACGUCCUUCACCUAUCUCGCCGCCUUUGCCAAUGGCUGAGGCAUUGACAGGAUCACCUACGGGGCCUUUAGCUGCUAAUAUGUCGCCAUUUGCAGAUAUCGAGUCGACGCCGCAGUCCAAUGAAGAUGAAGAUUCGAGGUCAGAGACGUCGUCGGAGAUCAGUUUAGGCUCUGGUCGUCCUAUUAGACGGCGAGGAGCAAGAAAACGUGUGAUGACGGCGUGUUCGAACCACCGGGACUUGUCUGAGAGACUGAAGAAAGCAGUGGUAUGUGAUGGAGAAGAGAGUUUCGGUGAAUCGAUGAUUGGAGCAGAUGUGGUGCUGUGUGUUACACGUGGUGAACAUCACCAUGGAGAAGGUGGAUCGGAAAAUGCUGCUACUAAUGGAAGUAAAACGGAAGGCGCUCGGAGGUUCCAUGCGCAUCGGUUCAUUGUAGCUGCUAGCUCGCCGCCUUUUCGUGCGAUGCUGACUGGAAAUAUGCGUGAAUCAUCUCGACGAGAUGUGGAGUUAUAUGGUAUUGAGCCUACGGUUGUGGAAAAGAUGCUGAUUUUUAUGUAUACGGGAGACGUGGUGCUGGAUCUCGAAAGUGUGCUGGGGCUGCUGAUUGCUGCGGAGAUGUAUGAACUAGUAGCGCUGCGAGAAAUGUGCAAGGGUUUCGUGCUCAAGUACGCACAUGAAGUUUUCUGCGACCCUCAGGUGGUACAACUACCCGAGAAGAUACUGUUGGAACUUAUACCUCAGGACGAGCUACAGAUUCGAGAACUGGCACUAAUGGAGGCUCUUGUUAUGUGGGGUGAGUCCCGUGUCGCCAACGCUGAAAAGCCGCUGGGAGCUUUAUUGGAGGGGAUGAUGGAGUUUGUUCGUUUUGCUACAAUGAGUGUCAGUGAUUUAUACGGCAAAGUUCGUCCGUUGGUAAACAAUGGGGUCAUCCGCGAACACCUCCUCACGGAAGCUCUGUUUAAUCAUCUAAAAUGGGGGUCACAAACUGGCGUAUCAGCAAAGCGCGCCAAGCCACGUGCACUCGCGGCCUCACUGCGCAAGCGUAAGCGCGUGUCGUUCACGCAGCAUGUCACUUUUGACACAGCAACGCAAGGAAAUGAAGCAUGA